Molecule: messenger RNA, 4200 nt
Organism: Lepisosteus oculatus (spotted gar)
Lineage: Eukaryota; Metazoa; Chordata; Actinopteri; Semionotiformes; Lepisosteidae
Gene: ntsr1
Product: neurotensin receptor 1 (high affinity)
Biological process (GO): neuropeptide signaling pathway
Cellular component (GO): plasma membrane
Molecular function (GO): G protein-coupled neurotensin receptor activity
Source: RefSeq, a predicted model, not a curated record
CUGGUUAUAUAAAACAGGGAAACGAUCAGACUUCAUGAAUGAAGUGGUUUGCGUCAGUGCCCGAGGUCUGAGCAGAGAGGCAGCGCGCCUCCUCCUCCGCCAGAUAAAAAGCCAACUUCUGGGGGAGCGGCGCUCUGGGCUGCGCUGAACACCGCCGAGCGCUCCCUGCCUCUCUCCGCGCCGUCCGCCCCGCGUUCCCCGGGAAAAAAAGGGAGGAGGAGGAGGAGGAGGAGAAGCAGAAGAAGAAAAAGAAGUUGCCCGGCCACACAAUGGACGAGACCUCCACGCUGCUGGGCCGAAACUUCUCCCGGGACUUCCAGAUGCUCAGCCAGUACCUGCUGGCGGCGGCCGGGAACGCCUCGCGCCCGGCGAACGCGACGCCCGGGGAGCACGAGGAGGACAGCCUGGACGUCAGCACGGACAUCUACUCCAAGGCUCUGGUCACCGCCAUUUACAUCGCCCUGUUCGUCGUCGGCUCCCUGGGCAACUCCAUCACGCUGUACACCCUGGUCAGGAGGAAGACCUUGCAGAACCUCCAGAGCACGGUGCAUUACCACCUGGCCAGCCUGGCGGUGUCCGACAUCCUCAUCCUGCUCCUCUGCAUGCCCAUAGAGCUGUACAACUUCAUCUGGGUCCACUACCCGUGGGCUUUUGGGGGAGCCGUUUGCAAAGGGUAUUACUUCUUGAGAGACGGCUGCUCCUACGCCACGGCGCUCAACAUCGCCAGCCUCAGCGUGGAGAGGUACAUGGCCAUCUGCCACCCCUUCAAGGCCAAAAGCAUCAUGUCCAGGAGCAGAACAAAAAAGCUGAUCAGCGCUAUCUGGGUGGCGUCGUUUCUCCUGGCGACCCCCAUGCUGUUCACCAUGGGCCAGACUUACACCAACAACGUUCAAAUCUGCACCACCAUAGUCUCCACGCACACGGCCAAGAUCGUCCUGCAGGUGAAUGCAUUCCUGUCCUUCAUUUUCCCCAUGGUUGUGAUAUCCGUGCUGAACUCCAUCAUUGCCAACCAGCUCAUCGAGAUGUUCAAGCAGGCCGCCCAAGACAGCAGGGUCAGUGCCAGCGGAGGAAACGCCACGAUACUGAGUGUGGCCGUGGAGCCCAGCCGAGUGCAGUCUCUCCGGCACGGCGUCAAGGUCUUGAGAGCUGUGGUGAUAGCGUUUGUGGUCUGCUGGCUUCCCUAUCACAUUCGGCGUCUCAUGUACUGCUACGUGACCCACUGGACAGACCUCCUGUACGACUUCUACCACUAUUUCUACAUGGUGACCAAUGUCCUCUUCUACGUGAGCUCCACCAUCAACCCCAUCCUGUACAACCUCGUGUCGGCCAACUACAGGCAGAUCUUCCUGUCCACGCUCAGCUUCUUCUGCCUGCCCUGCCAGAGGAGGAGGAGGAGGAAGCAGCCUGCAAUGGCCAGACACUCCAACAGCAUCUCCAGCAACCACACCUUCUCCACCAAUAUGAUCAAGGAGACCACUUAUUAGGCUUCUCCAGCCCAGAAUACCGUGGACCCCUUUCCCCUGUACACACACAUCCCAGAGGACCACCGGCACAGAGAUGCAGUCCUUUCUGCCACUUUGUCUGGAGAGCGCCCAUCAUCCGUUAACGCUUCGGUUUCCAGUCCCCGGAAUCCACUGAUCCGCGACAUGAGCCUUUCCCAGAAACCAGUGCGAACGUUCUAGUCAUAAAAAAGGAUUCCUCCCAGUGUAUAGCUCACUUGAAGAGUUGACAGGGUAUGUGAAAUUUAUCGACAAUGGCCAAUGUACCCAAAAUAUCCCACGUUUCCAAUUCCGCUGGGAUAAAAUUCAAUUUAACUUGAUUAUUUAUAUAUUCUGCACUGCAAAGGAAAAUGGGGAGGAAAAGUUUUGUACCCCAUUGUUGAAAUGGACUCUUUUUAAGUGCAGUAAAAUAAGCUUAUAGCACAAGAGCUCUUGCACUACAGCAUCAUUGGUCCAAGAUUUUAAACAGUUUUUUCUUUAGCCAAAGCUUUUUUUGUACAGAACUGCAAAUCAUCACCUCAUGCAUUUCCAAUGCACUCCAUACAGAGUGCACAAGGUGCAUUUUCCAUCAGAAACCAAGUACAGAGGAAAGCUCUGUUCUCACUCCUCUUCAUGCAUUUUGAUGUACUGUACAUGGGUUCAAAUUGAUUUACUAAAUUUGGCUUUUAUCAAUAUCAAUAAUGCAACAGCAAGUGAGACCAGUUUCAAACCCGUGGAUGGCGGAUUUGGCUUCAGUUUGCAUGAAGCCAGGCACAGGGGAUCAAUAUUAAGCCAGAGAAGUACAGCACAUCUUCCCACCUAGUAAACUUCUCUGUUCUACUCUGCUUUCAAGAUCAAAGCAGGCUGCAGCUUUGCAGCAUAGCAGCAUAGAAAAGCCAUUUCUUUGCAUGCAUUUUCUUUCUCAGAUUGAGCAGUGACACGUGAAUUACAUGCAUGUUAAGUAAAUAAUUACCAUGACCCAGCCAAUGUUUGCAAAUGGGAGGUGUCCAGACACACGCGCACACACACGGCCAACAGGCUGCAUGAUGAUCCCUCUUCAAAAGAGCAGGGCAUCUGUCAGCCCUUCCGAAGGAAACACGGGGGCGAGGUGUGAUCUAACUGCAAGGAGAACAUGCUCUUCUCGCUUUUGGGGGAAAACAGCACAUGUGUUGCGGACACAGAUGUCUCCACCUCCCAUUAGCACCCGAGUGCAAAGACUCUUGUGAAACACUCGGAGUGAGACAGGCGCUGACCCGCAUCAGCUAGGAAAGACGGGAGAGAGAAAUCAGAAGCAUCCAUCAAGGAGAAUAUGCGAUACAAGAGGUGCUACUUCAAGCAGAGAAUAUUUAACGUUUCGCUGCAUUUCACCCUGUAGGUGAAAUUAUCUGCUUUCUGUACCGUUCACGCUGAAUAACUGACACUGACAGACGCCCCCAUACCUAAUAAAAGUGAAAAUCCUGUGAACUGCUAGAGCGACUUAUGAGAAAACAUCAAUGAACUGUCACUGGAGAACCUCCUCCUCCUCCUCUCCCCAGAAUUCAUCAACGUGAAGACAAAAGCUCAGGUGAUGUCAAAGUGCUUUUUUGUAGUGUGGUAAGUUACAAUCGCAAGCUAGUGCUACAGCAGACAUAAGCCUACAUGUUAUCACACAUCAAAAUUAAGUCCCAUCUCUCUAAGUGACCGGCCCCUGUUCGCUGACCCUCAGUGCCCUUUUCCAAAUGCAGCACUUGUCCAUGUGAAGAAACCCAUUCUCAAACUGAAUGUUGUUGUACCUUGUAAAUAAAGUCUAUUUUAUCCGAACUGUUGCUUUUACUGUGCUUUGAAUAUUUUGCUGUAUUGUACUCUGUUUCUCUGGGAGUUAAUUCUUUUAUUGUUGUGAUAAACUUCAAUCGAGCAGCGCCCCCAUUUAAAACAGAGGCACUGCAGGUUCAUGUCAAUGACAUUUCUAAUCAGCGUUGUAAUCCUGUAUUGCAUGCACUUGUGUCUUUAACUGCGUCUUGUCUUUCCAUAAAACAGAGGAAUCCCAAACUGGCAUUUAAAAACCUCCAAAGGCACAGUCUCAGAUUAUACUUUCGCCCAGGGUACCUUGAUAAUUAUGUUAUCCUAUGGUUUGAUCCAAAGUGACUCACAUCUGUACCCAUUUACUCAGCUGGGCAUUUGACGUGAGCAAUGUGAAGUGAAGUACCCCACAAGCACACACUCAGAUCGCAGAGCCCUGACCGCCCCUCCACACCGCGGAUAGAUCUGCCCUUAUUAUCUGAGGAAAGCAGAAACAAAGGGCAGACAAAGACAAGGCAUCGUACCAUCCCUGCUAUUAAAAUCCAAAUUUCAUACUGAAGCUAGAUUUGCAAAGGCAAUAAUUUUGUUUUUCCUCCGAGUACCUAGGAGAUCAACUGCAGUGCUUUCUUGCAGGAAGACUGCAGAAAUCUCUAAGUGUGAUUACAGUGAAGCAGAAUGGGACCUUCACUACUGGGCUCAACUGACACCUGUUUGGAAUUCACUGACAAAAUUGGCACUUCACCUCUUUAUCCUUUUGUACAGUAUUAUAAGGCAACUUUAACCUAACAAAGUGUGGUCUACCAUUCUCUUGUUUUGUACAUAAUUUUGGAAUUUGUAAAACGGCUCUUCUGUAUAUAGGCAAAGACUUCUUGUUCGUUUUCAGUUGUUCAAUGUGACACUUGUUAUGUUUUGCUGCAAAGUAUCAAUAAAAUGUGCAUUUCUU